GUAACUACUCUUGUUCCAUGGAAUGGGCCAUAUUUCAUAGUCAUUAUUUGUUUUUUUUUUGUGUAAAACAUUAAAACUAAUGACAUGAUUAUGUUCUCAUAAUAACUGGACGGUGUACUUCAGUGAAAGUGACCGAAUGCUAGGCCUUGAAAAUAUGCAGACCGAAGAAGACAAUACUCCAGUCUUGAAUAAGAAAAAAAACGACAACAAAGGUCAACAUUCGAACGACAACGUUUCUACUUCUGGUGACAAAACUGAUUCCAAAAAGAGUGAAAAAUCUGACGGAGAAGAUCCAAAACCUCGUAUCGUUUUGACUUUUCGUUCUGAAAAAUCUGGUGCCAAAUCAAGCAACAUGAAAAUAGUGCCAAAUGACGAAAAACACGAUGAGAUUUCACCUCGCCGAUCAAGUAGAACGCGUGGCAAAUGGGAAUGGUCUGAUGAGGCAGACUCCUCUGCGUCCCCCAAGAAGGACAAAGACAUAAGUCAACCGGUUUCUGAGAAUGACGACGGUUCCGACAGUAGCCCUGCUCCAUCAAAGCGACCCACUAGACGAGGUGCAUAUGCGCCGCUUUACAAUAUGUAUGCGAUGUCCAGGAAAGAAAAAUCUGAAACAACAGGAACUACUCAAAGAUUAUCCCGAAGAAUUAAGCCUACUGCCAAAAUACUGGCGAAUGAAGAGUUAAGAAUUGGACUAGAGUCUCAAAACAAUGCUCGUUUGGGUAUACAGACUGAAAAAUCUGAAGAAGGAGUUAAAACAAGAAGAUCAGCUCGUCCUGCAGUGUCUGAUGUGGAGGCUACAUCCACUGUUGUUACCAAGAAGGAUCCGAAGAUUACUAAAGUAAUAGAUGUUGAGGAAAUUGUUGACGAAGACUCAAAUUCAGAUGGUAAACAGGAUCCAAACAGAGUUAAGAAAUUGAAACACUUGUGUGAGCUUGGCCUCAAAGCGAUUGAUUCAGAUUCUGUUGAUGAUGAAGUGGAUACUGAAGAAAUGGAUUUAGAUGAGGAAGUUGAUGAAGAAGAAGAUGAUGAAGUUGAAUUAGAAGAAGAAGAUGAAAUGGAUGAUGAUUCAGAGGAAGUCAUCAGCAAAUUACUCGAAGCUGAUGAAGACAGCAGUGAAGAUUUUAUGUGUACACUGGGAUCUUCACAGAGCAAGCAUCCUCGCCGUUCCACUAGACUAUGUUCAUCAUAUGGAGGGCAAGAUGUUGAAAGGCAGUCACCUCUUCCCGAAGAUGAUGAGCAGAAAGAAUACUGUCCCCCGUCUAAAAGAAACCGAUCCCGGAGGCGUGCUGAUCAACCAGAGGUGGAUCAAGAAGAUGAGGGGAGUGAACCAGCUGGUGGGGAUGAAGGGGCGGAAGCGGCUUGUCCUGAUGAUGAAUCUGCUAUAGUAGCGACCUGCUACUGUGAGACGCCUAGCAAUGUGUAUGCAGCACCUAGUGAGCUCACAGAGCCGGUGUUCUGCCAAGCGGUGGAGUCCGUGGAGGGCGCGCGGGUGGGGUGCUCGCACGGGGCGGGGCGCGCGCGCGGCGGGGCGCUGGCGGCCAUGCUGCGGGCGGGGCCCCGCGCGCCCUUCCUGCUCACGUGCCGCCUGCACGCCGCGCAGCUGCGUCGCCACAUGGCGUGCCCCGUCUGCGGACUGUUCUGCACACAGGGUAUAUUCUACCAGUGUUCCGUUGGACACCUGUUCCACCUGGAGUGUGGGCUGCCGUCCAGCGAGACGAAGGCCGGCGUCGGUUGUCCCCACUGCGGCGUGCGCUCGUACCGCUGGCAGCCCGUCAACACUGACUGCUGCAAGGUCAAGGUGCAGAUGCACUCCAGCAACAAGCGGGUCUACCUGCCCGAUCAGCGGGAACAAUGCACCCAAGCGUACCUUAGUUUCACAAAAACUGAGCCCCCGCCAGCGGAUUUCACAUUUGGAAUUCCUGUUGAUCUUCUCCCACCGACACCAAUCGAUCUCAAGAGUUUGUGUAUGAAGAAAGACGAUGAUUAUGAUCAAGAGGCCAUUAUUGAAGCUGCACAGCAGCUCUGCGAUGCAAUACUGACCAUGGAGCCUGUGGAAAAGAUCAUCCCAAAAAUUAGUGAGUAUAUCCUAAAUGAACAUAAUUUUAAGUGUAUAUGUACGAGAACCAUAUAUACGUUUGCAGAAUGACUUAUCAUAUUUCGUCAAUCUGA
This is a messenger RNA of Diatraea saccharalis (sugarcane borer), 2169 nucleotides long. NCBI's taxonomy places the organism in Eukaryota, Metazoa, Arthropoda, Insecta, Lepidoptera, Crambidae. The record is from the annotation of a GenBank genome assembly.